AUGCCGGACUUGAACGCGCACAGCCUUGACCCAAAUUGGGCCGAGCCAGGGGCAGAUCAGGUGCAGGAGUUCUUCGACAAGAUUUCGGAGAAGAUCGUGCAGUGUCAAGAGGUCCAGGGGGAGUCCGUGCGCCUGACGAGGGCCACGGCAGCAAAGAAGGUGGUGAAAGCCGCGGUGGCGAAGAGGAAAGCGACCGCCUCUUCUUCAUCCAAGCGUCCUCGGACUCCACCCGCUUCCCCUCCUCUCGUAGAUGUCGACACGGAGGUCAUCUUCGACCUUGGGUCUCUCAGCCCGAGGAGAAAGAGGAAGGCAGCAGAAGAGGAGGCGGAGGAUGAGGAUGUCGAGACGCAACCCCAGAGGGUGGUGAAGAGGGCCAGGGCCUCGACGGGCGGCCAGCCCCCGGCGGGCGCUCCCUCAGCAGACCAGGAGAACAUCGAUAUUGUCAUCGAGGAGGUCGCCAGGGAUGCUGAGGCCGAGGCUAACAAGAUCGCCGCUGAGGAGGCCGCCAAGAACGCCGAUGAGGAUGCCGCCAAGGGGCCUGCCGGGGAGGCCGGCAAGGCCACUGCCGAAGAGGCCGGCAAGGGCGCUGCCGAGGAGGGGGCGAUCGACGACCAACCUUCCUCCUUUGCCGCCUCCGGCUCGAGUAAGUACCUGAAGAAGCUCCACGCGCUCCACCAUGCCCAUCUAGACAAGGCAAAGUCCAGGAUGGCGGCGGUGGACAAGGCGGAGGCGGACCUCGUGGGGCGGGUCACUGAGACGCAAGCUUGGUUUCGCCAAGCCCAUGAGGAGCUGAAGGUUGCCCAGGACUUGCUGGCCGAGCUCAAGCUGGAGCUUGUCAUGAAGCAGGCCGACAUCGAGAAGGCCCAGCAGCUGGUGAAGGAGCAGGCCGCCAAAGACGAGGCUGCUCGGCACCAGCACCAGGCCGAGCUAAACUCCCAGGAGGAGGACCCUGCCGCUCGUGAGGAGAAGCUCACCGCAACACUCCACGGCAAGGAUGAGGAGGGAGAAAACCUCUGGGUCACCUGCCUCGCCGACGUCGCCUGCAGGAUCACCACGUAG
Aegilops tauschii subsp. strangulata is the source of this 1059-nucleotide messenger RNA. The record is from RefSeq and is a predicted model, not a curated record. Lineage: Eukaryota; Viridiplantae; Streptophyta; Magnoliopsida; Poales; Poaceae.